Dermochelys coriacea (leatherback sea turtle) is the source of this 2891-nucleotide messenger RNA. RefSeq names its product GA binding protein transcription factor subunit beta 2 (gene GABPB2). The record is from RefSeq and is a predicted model, not a curated record. NCBI's taxonomy places the organism in Eukaryota, Metazoa, Chordata, Testudines, Dermochelyidae. Gene Ontology annotation, molecular function: protein binding; transcription cis-regulatory region binding. The transcript is spliced from 9 exons. Gene Ontology annotation, cellular component: nucleus. Gene Ontology annotation, biological process: positive regulation of transcription by RNA polymerase II. Bases 192 to 1373 code for a protein of 393 amino acids.
GGGGGGGGUCCUUCCACUUCCGCGUCCGCCAUUUUGUCUCCCUCCCUCCCAAGCAGAGGGGGGGCGGUUAAAAGCAGCUAACCCCAGCGACCCUGGCCCCCCCCCCCCGCCCGGGACGCCCACGCUGGCGCCGCCGGGGGCCGCCUCCGCCUCCCAAGGCUUUCUGAAAAUAUUUGUUCCCAUGUAUAAAGAUGUCGUUAGUGGACCUCGGAAAGAGGUUGCUAGAAGCAGCUCGCAAAGGGCAAGAUGAUGAAGUUAGAACAUUAAUGGCAAAUGGUGCCCCUUUCACCACUGACUGGCUCGGGACAUCACCUCUUCACCUUGCGGCCCAGUAUGGCCAUUAUUCGACAGCGGAAGUGCUGCUUCGAGCAGGUGUUAGCAGAGAUGCUCGAACCAAAGUGGACAGGACACCAUUGCAUAUGGCUGCAGCUGAUGGACAUACACAUAUUGUAGAACUGCUGAUUAGGAAUGGUGCUGAUGUAAAUGCCAAGGACAUGUUAAAGAUGACUGCCUUGCACUGGGCAACAGAGCACAACCAUCGCGAUGUUGUAGAGUUGCUUAUAAAGUAUGGAGCUGAUGUUCACGCUUUCAGCAAAUUUGAUAAAUCAGCCUUUGAUAUAGCCCUGGACAAGAACAAUGCAGAGACUCUGGUAAUGCUGCAGGAGGCAAUGCAGAAUCAGGUGAACAUGAAUCCAGAGAGAUCAAAUCCUGUCACAAAUACAGUGACUGUUGCCUCACCAUUUAUCCUUGCAUCAGGGGACGUUCUCAAUCUUGCUAGUUUUGUUUCUUCAGCAAACACCAAAACAACCUCAGGUGAUUCCCGUGUCUCUACAGUGCAGUUUUCAAACUCAACAACCUCUGUGCUUGCCACGCUUGCAGCCCUCGCUGAAGCAUCUGCUCCCCUUUCCAAUUCAAACAGAUCUACAACUAACACAGAGGAAAUAGUGGAAGCAAAUUCUGUAGAUUCUGCAAUACAGCAGGUGGUUGGUAGUGGAGGCCAACGAGUCAUUACGAUAGUAACAGAUGGCGUUCCACUGGGCAGUCUCCAAACAGCCAUUCCUACUAGUGGUAUCAGCCAGCCGUUUUUAGUGACCAUGCAAGAUGGACAGCAAGUUCUAACUGUACCUGCUGGUCAGGUUGCAGAAGAGACUGUUAUUGAAGAAGAAGAAGAAGAUGAUGAUGUAGAAGAGGAAGAACAUCCACCAGUGAAGAAGCAAAAAGUUGACCCAAAUGUAAAUGAUUUGGAGGAAAACCAGACCCAUAGAGUAAAGAAGUUACCUCUGUGUUGCCAGUUGCAGGCUUGGAGAUUGUAUUUUAAAGUGAGAGACGUGUAUCAAAUGCAGAACUGUCUGUCUUUUCUGGUACAGGACUGAAGCAAAAUUAUUGGAAGUGCUAUGAUUAACUGUGGGAACUAUUGUUUAUGGUAUGGUAGUCUUAAUAAAUGAUCAUGAGUAAAGCAAUUUAAAUUGAGGAAAAACUUCACAAGAAUGUAGUCUGACCAGUUUGCUGCAGAGUUUAGAAAGUAUUAAAUCACUUCUAUCUUGAAAAACUGACAUGCCACAGAAACUGAUACUGCUUUCUUGACAAGUUUUGAAAAAUCUGUCUUCCCUUUUCAAGGCAAGUAUCGUUAAAUUCAUGGCUUCAGUUUGCAUAAUGCAGUCUCUCCUGCUUAAGUUCUGCUGUUUGUAAGGAUUGGCCGUAUUCAUGGUGGUAGUUCAAUUUCAUGGUUGCAAAGGUCUGUCUUGUAUUGUUUUUUCCCUUAUUUCCAGCAGUAUGUGUCCAGAUAAUGUGGUUUUGUGUUGAUACAGAUACCUCUUUCAUUACAUUUUAUUUGUAGCAGACAUGCCCAUGUUAGGAUAUUUGAGAUGAAUGGUGCAGACUUUUUUUAGUCUACAAAGAUAUUAACUUCUGGAGUACUGAACUGUAAUCCUGGGCAUGGUCAUAAGUGAAAAUGAAUUGGCCUCUGUGUAGGGGAGAUUGGUUCACAUCAGAAACGCAUAGCUCAAGUUCAUAGGAUAGUGAUUGCUCAAGAAUGGUUUCAACUUGAUCACAGUGACAUUGCAGGUCAUGUCUUGGGAGGAGCUGUGGAGGCCUAUUUGAAUCAGGUUUUGCUCUGUGUAGUACUGUUAGUCUCUCGCAUUAAUGAGCAUGAGAUUGGCAUACAUUUAAAAAAAUGUGUAACUUCAGCCUGUCUUAGCAGCUUGAAUCCUAUAAUGAUCUAUUCUAAAGCAGUUGCAUCCAAACAUUUGAUCCAUUUCCUGUUCAAAAUGAAUUGCCUCUGCUCACUCGAGAAAUGUGAGGUGCUUCAAUCUUUCACAUAAAUUAUUUUUGACCAUUCAUUUUGGCUUAAAACUUCUCCAUCUAUAUAUAUUGUACCAAAUUCUACCAUUACACCCAUGCAUCCUCAUUGUCUCCUCUUGGAUUGAAUGGUUGAAAUAGAGCAGAAUUUGGUGUAUACAUCCACACUGCAGAGUAUAUGUGUAAGUUGUAUUUAUUCUGUACAUACGCUUACAGUGCAAAGCUUCUUUUAGAUAGUGCAGAUAGUACACUGUGCCUUUAGAAAUGAAGGAAGAAGAACUAUCCAUGGUAAUGAUGGACUAAUAUAAAUCAAAUAGUUUUAAUUUGGUAGUCUUAUUAGAAAAAUGACUACUUCUGAACAGAGAUGUUUCCUGAUUAGGAGAUGAGCAUUGUUUAGUUUUCAUUUGAAAGAAAGAAUUAUAGAAGCUAGGUCUCUUCCAACCCUGUUUGGUUACGAGUCCAUAUCCCUUUCAAUACAGAGCUACUAUAUUUUCUGACAGGUUUCAGAAUAGCAGCCAUGUUAGUCUGUAUUCGCAAAAAGAAAAGGAGUACUUGUGGCACCUUAGAGACUAGCAAAUUUAUUUGAGCAUAAG